This is a messenger RNA of Sphenostylis stenocarpa, 201 nucleotides long. Lineage: Eukaryota; Viridiplantae; Streptophyta; Magnoliopsida; Fabales; Fabaceae. The record is from the annotation of a GenBank genome assembly.
AUGACGAAUCAGUUGGGAAAUCUGGUGCAGUCGAUAAAGUCAAAGGUGAAGUCUCUGAACCUGAAGAAGGGGAAGAAGCCGUACGUGAAGAUGGACAAGAGUGCGAGCGUUAAGGUUGAGAUUCGCAGCAGAAAAGCUCGCAAGCUCAUCGAGAAGACCUUGAAGGCUGCUGAUUCUCCCGCCACAUCUACCCUCUCUUAG